Messenger RNA from Fusarium subglutinans, 1080 nucleotides. RefSeq names its product PQ loop repeat. The transcript is spliced from 3 exons. NCBI's taxonomy places the organism in Eukaryota, Fungi, Ascomycota, Sordariomycetes, Hypocreales, Nectriaceae. The record is from RefSeq and is a predicted model, not a curated record. The coding region runs from base 1 to 1080 and encodes 359 amino acids.
AUGGACGUUUUCGCCCCAAAAGACGACCAAUGCGACCGGCUGAAGACGCCCUCGUAUCUUGAGCUCGUCGUUUCUAUUGUCCUCUUACUCGGCAUUCUCGUGUCCUACCUCCCUCAGCAUUAUCGCAUUAUCUCCCGAGGCACCUCCGAAGGCAUCUCACCUUACUUUGUAUUGCUUGGAACCACUUCCGCUACUGCCGGUUUCGCCAAUAUCCUUACUGUCCCACCGUCUCGUGCUGCCAUAGGAUGCUGCAAAGAGCUCGGUAGAUUUGAGUGCGCCGCCGGUCUGCUCGGCGUUGCCCAGCUAGGCGCUCAAUGGCUUUGCUUCAGCCUCAUUCUUGUCCUUUUCCUCAUCUUCUUCAGAUACAGAGAAGCCAAUGUCCCACCAGAGGAUCUUCGUGGCAAUGCACCUAGAUGGCAGACCGCUGUCAUGGUCGGACUACUCUGUGUCCUCCACGGCCUCAUUGUGGUUAUCCUGACGGGUGUCUUUUUCAUUGCUCUGCCCGAUCAUCUGGUUUUUUGGGCCAACUUCCUGGGAAUCAUGGCCACAGUUCUGGCCGCUAUCCAAUACGUGCCUCAGAUCUGGAUGACAUACCAUUUGAAACAUGUCGGCAGUCUGAGCAUCCCCAUGAUGUGUAUCCAGACGCCCGGUGGCUUCUUGUUCGCAGGAAGCCUUUUUGCCCGUCUGGGUUGGGAAGGAUGGAGCACAUGGUUCAUUUACUUGAUCACUGCAUCUAUGCAGGGAUCAGUCCUCUUCAUGGGUGUUUAUUACGAGUACAUGGCGCGGCAGCAUGGCGGUCAUGCCAACGGCCACCUCGACAGCGCACCACACUCACCUGUGCAGUACUCGAGCGCGCCCCGAAGGCCCCCGCCAGGCAGCAGGACCUAUUCUGAGGGCUGGGAGCGUGGUCUUCCAGGACCUUUCACCGGUCACCCGGAGAGAUACGCAGAAACGGAGGAGGACCUGCACGAUAUCCAAGAGAGAGAAGAGCGUGCUAUCGAGCGGGAGAGCCAACCAUUGCUAAAACCUGGCGGUAUUGGCAACCCUCACAGGACAUACGACGCCACCGCUGAACACUGA